Drosophila ficusphila is the source of this 3170-nucleotide messenger RNA. It is a transcript of the gene nvy, whose product is annotated as protein CBFA2T3. Gene Ontology annotation, biological process: DNA-templated transcription; negative regulation of DNA-templated transcription. The record is from RefSeq and is a predicted model, not a curated record. Gene Ontology annotation, molecular function: transcription corepressor activity. NCBI's taxonomy places the organism in Eukaryota, Metazoa, Arthropoda, Insecta, Diptera, Drosophilidae. Gene Ontology annotation, cellular component: nucleus.
AGCGGACACAGGCCCUCUAGUUGAAUAUAAAUUAAUGAACAAAGAAACAUUUUGAAGUGACGCUCAAGGCAAUAAAAGAAGCAAUAAAUGAACGGAAAAUUUAUGUAUACUGAUGGCGCUCGACGGCAAGGCGAUAAUUAAGGAGGAGAUUACCGACAAGGACGCCUACGAGGCAGCGGGAGCCGCUCUGGCGGUCUCCACCGCGGCGCCCGUCCAGGUGCCGCCCGCCUCCUCGACGGCAGCGGCAUCGGCGGCAGCGUCGGCGGCCAACAACAACAACACAUCAGCGGCGGCAGCCACGGCGGCAGCAAUUAGUCGCCGGCUUAAAGCCAGCAGCAGCGGCGGGGACAAGAGCUCCUCCUCCUCGUCGAGCAGCAAGGACGGCACCACACACACAUCCUGCAGCAGCAGGGGCGAGCGGGAGCGGGAGCGGGAGAGGGAGCGGGACAGGGAGCGGGAGCGGGAGCGGGAGAGGGAGCGCCUGUGCCGCACUCCGCCGGACUCUCCGCCGGACAGCUCGCGCAGCCUGGCCCCCCGCUCGCCGCACUCCCCGCUGCAGCUCCACCAGCGGCCGCAGCGCACGGCCAGCGUCUCGCCGGUGGUCAACGGCUCCUCCGUGGGCUCCUCGGGCACCUCGCCCACGCCCACCGUGCCCGCCGGACAGCAUGCCGCCUCCCUGGCCGCCGCAGCCGCCGCCGCCGCAGCAGCCGCCCACGUGGAGCAGGCGCGGCUGGUCGCCAAGAUGAGGAAGUUCCUCGGGGCGCUGGUCCAGUUCUCGCAGGAGCUCGGCCAGCCGGAGGUGAGCGAGCGGGUGCGGGCCCUGGUGCUCUCCCUGUGCUGCGGCAGCAUCUCCGUGGAGGAGUUCCGGCUGGCGCUGCAGGAGGCCAUCAACCUGCCGCUCCGGCCGUACGUGGUGCCGCUGCUGAAGAACAGCAUUGCGCUGGUGCAGCGGGAGGUGCUCGCCCUGGCCAGGGCCACCAACCAGUCCGCCCUGCAGUACGUGACCAACAACGAGCAGGCCGUGAUGGAGUGCCCCCACGGAGUGGCCAGCGCCGAGUUCGGGGACAUCUUCGUCCAGCUGGAAGCGCCCGCCGCCAACGGAGGUCCCAGUGCGGUCUUCAAGCGCCGCUCCUCGGACUCCAUGAUGGAGCACGGCGGCCACAACGGCCUGCAGGAGUGGAGCGAGUACAUGGCCAGCGGCGGGGCGGGCUACCCGCCGCCCAAGCGGCUCACCCUCCACCCCGCCCACUCGGUGGUGGCCUACGGCGACUACGGGGUCACCUCCGCCGAGGGACUGCCCGCGGCGGCGGCCUUCAUGCAGCGCGACGAGCGGGAUCUGCGGCUCAGCGAGGCCCAGGCCAGGCACGCCGUUCCGCCGCAGCGCAAUCCCGGCAAUCCCAAUCCCAACGCCAACCCGAACCCCAACGCCAAUCCGAAUGCGGCCGCCCAAGGAGCAGCGGGUGCGGGCGGCGGCGAGGAGGAGUGGAAGAACAUCCACACCAUGCUCAACUGCAUAUCCGCGAUGGUGGACAAGACGAAGCGGGCCAUCACGAUCCUCCAGCAGCGGGGCAUCGAGCCGCAGCACCCGAGCGGCGGCCAGGAGGUCACCCCGGCGGCCAUGGCCGAGCUGCGCCGGCAGACCGAGGAGAAGGUCGCCGAGUUCAAGCGGAACGCCGAGGACGCCGUCACCCAGGUGAAACGCCAAGCAGUCAUUGAAAUCCAGCGGGCAGUGGUGGCCGCCGAAACCCGGGCGGCAGAGAUCAUGACCCAGGAGCGCCUGCGCAUGGAGAAGUUCUUCAUGGAGAUGAGCCGGCACUCCAGCGGCGAGCGGGAUCUGGACAACAAGUCGCCCUCGAUGGCCACAGCCCAGAAUGGAAGCAAUCUGCAGCAGCAGUGCUGGAACUGCGGUCGCAAGGCCACGGAAACCUGCUCCGGUUGCAACAUGGCGCGGUACUGCAGCGCCUCGUGUCAGUACAGAGAUUGGGAUAGUCACCACCAGGUGUGCGGCAACUCGCGGGCCAGCGAGCUGAGCGCCAAGCACCUGCACUCGGCCAGCAGCCUGCGCAGUGCGAUGGCCACCAGGUCCCCGCCCACUCCCAACUCGGCCGCCCACCUGCAGGCGGCGGCGGUGGCAGCGGCGGCUGCUGCGGCGGGAGCGCGGGAGGCGGUCAGCGCUCCAGUGGGAGGUCCUGGUGCAGGAGUGACCGGAGGAGUGGCACCGGCGGGAGGCGGUGCAGCAGGCGGCGGAGGAGGAGGCGGCGCGGGAGCAGGAGGAGGCGGCGGCGGCGGAGGAGGAGCCUCGUCGGUCGCUGUGGCCGCCGCAACUCCGGGCGCUUUGGUGGCCAACGGGUUGGGCUCCAAAUGACGCAUUCGCAUGAUGAAACCCAAGAAGAAGUACUUGUGCUAGUCAAAUUAGAGGGGGGUGAACCACAAACAUAUACACACACUUAAAGUUAUGCAGCUAAUAUAGAGUUAUCCAAAAACCAAAAACGGAGGAGCAUCGUCGCUAAAGACACGGAAUACUAGGGGAUGCCCGACAUCCAGAACUCAUAAAUAGAUACAGAUCGAUGUGCAUUUUGUCUAGAGUUUACACACUUCAAUGUUUUAAACAGCUAACCAUUAAUGAUCGGGUCGAAGGGUAUAAGUAAAGGAUAAAGAUAUAUAACUUAAUUCACUCAAAUGUACUUUUUAAGGAACUUAUCCUUCGAUUCUCAACCUGUGACUUAAUGUACGGAAUUCCAUUUACCAUCGGCACCUUCACAAGCUACAGAAGAUACAUAAAUAUUAUUAACGUAACGAUAUGUGCACGCUAUUAAAGAUUACAUAAGCAAGUAAAACUAAAGCCAUCAAAUUCAAUUGGAUCAGCAAAUCAGUAAAUCAGUAAAGUUCUGUAAGUAAGCAACCCAAAGCGAGUAAAAACAAAACUGAACAUAGUAGAUUUUAUUCAUACAAUACAGUAUAUUACUACGGAUAUGAUUACGAUUACGAGUAUGGCUAAUUUAUUGAGCGAGUUUAAUUUAUUGAUUAGUAUUUAUUGUACUCCCUAAACUAAAGCGUAAUGUACUUUUAUCAUAAACGAAUACCGAGUAAAUGUUACUUACACCUAAACCCAAACCAAGGCUGCAAGGCUGCGACAAAGAAACCCAAGAAAUAAAGUGUUUUAAACCAAA